UAGCUCAGUGGAUGAUCACAGAAACUGUCACGAUCACAUGAGUGUUAUCUUCAGCAGUGAGUGUGUAUCCAGAAUGUUUUGUUUGCAUCCACGGGUUUAUUCUUAAAUCUGCAAACUGGGACCUUGUAAGGACCCACCGAAGGGCGUCCGUCCCAAACUUAUUUGAUUGAAAUUAUUAACAGUUAAUCGUACAAAUCCACAUAAACUCCACGCUGGAAUCAACAAAAAUAUCACAAAUACGUAUACACCAAUAGAAAAAAAUGUGUGCAUCGAUAUUUUGUCUGAAUUUAUUAAAGUUGUGGAUAAUUUUCAUCAGGCGUUAUGCUCGGGCUGCUACUGCGUAGUGCCGACUCGGGUUGUGUAUCCUCACUGACAAGAAGCUGUGGGAUUAGAAAACAGUCCAUAGAUACGUGGUUCUCCUUGACUACCGGUGGAAACAUUCUUCUUUAACCUGUUGACGCUGUUAUUCCUCUUUUACGGACGCAUCGUAUCUGUUGUACUUCCUCGUGGAAUAAUGUUAUUAUCAGAGGCUUGGAGCAGAGCUGGGAAACUAACUUGCCAGCUGAGCUAGCUGGCUCGCUAGCGCACAACCAGGCUCGACUCGACGACAUUAAAGGCUGCUGCUGUGGGAACACGGUGUGCUCACGGUGUCAGAUCAAACCCAGCUUUCCCCCGACGAUACUGAUAUACUGAUGGUUUCUCCACCCUGGUUUAUCUUCGGAUGUCACCGUAGUUGUGUAACCACCUGCUCCGAUCGUGGCACAAGCUCACUCGCUAGCAACUUAGCCGGGUACCCGGUGUGUUCGCAGCGUUAGCAGAGCCCCAGCUCUCACUGCGCCGGCUAAAAAUACACGUCUUGUCCCAUGUUCUGAGCCCGUCCAAAAGUGGUGGGCUGGUCCUCGUUGGACUCGUCUUCGUCUUUUCUGGUCACAUCGCUCGGAGUUUGACGCUCUACAUGGUCACUACAGCGAAUUCAAGACGACUGGAAGAGCGAGUCGGACCCCGACGUUGUGAGCCGAGCUGGGCCGAUCUACCGUUUCAUCAUAGCGGCUGGUGGGCUUCGGGUCUUUGGCUGAUCGGUGGCCGGACAUCGCUUUGCCCAAAUGGCCUUGUCCUGUUACUAGCAGCAAUUUAACAAACCUUGGUUCCAGCCCAGGUUUGCAAGACCAAAACUUAUAAAGGUCAGAAAAAGACGCUUUGUUUCCACUGUCAACUGGCUGAGCUCGACGGGACGGACUUCAUCUGUCUGGAGCAGGACACCAUGUCGGAGGAUAACAACGCAGACAAGUUCAUUAAGGAAUCAUCGAUUCUGGAUGAGUACAACAUAAACUGGACACAGAAGUUGGGAGCCGGCAUCAGUGGACCAGUCAGAGUUUGUGUGAAGAAGUCAUCUCAGGAACGCCUGGCCCUGAAGAUCCUCAUUGAUCGCCCCAAGGCCAGAAAUGAGGUGCGUCUCCAUAUGAUGUGUGCCAACCACCCAAACAUAGUGCAAAUCCUGGAGGUUUAUGCUAAUAGUGUCCAGUUCCCACAUGAGUCUAGUCCAAGAGCGAGGCUUCUCAUAGUUAUGGAGAUGAUGGAAGGCGGUGAGCUGUUCCACAGAAUCAGUCAGCACAGGCACUUUACUGAAAAGAUGGCCAGCCAGGUCACUAAACAGAUCAGUCAAGCCUUGGAACACUGUCACUCCCUAAAUAUUGCGCAUCGUGACCUGAAGCCAGAAAACCUGCUCUUCAAGGAUAACUCUCUAGAUGCACCUGUGAAGUUGUGUGACUUUGGCUUUGCCAAAAUUGAUCAAGGAGACCUGAUGACCCCUCAGUUCACUCCUUACUACGUAGCACCUCAGGUACUUGAGGCUCAAAGAAGACACCAGAAGGAAAAGUCUGGAAUUAUACCUACCUCACCCACUCCUUACACCUAUAACAAGAGCUGUGACUUGUGGUCUCUUGGCGUGAUUAUCUACGUAAUGUUGUGUGGCUAUCCCCCGUUUUACUCCAAACACCACAGUCGCACAAUCCCAAAGGACAUGAGGAAGAAGAUCAUGACGGGCAGCUUCGACUUCCCUGAAGAUGAGUGGAGCCAGAUCUCAGAGAUGGCCAAGGACAUCGUUCGCAAGCUGCUGAAGGUGAAGCCGGAGGAGAGGCUUACGAUUGAGGGAGUCUUGGAUCACCCGUGGCUCAACUGCACCGAGGCUCUGGACAAUGUGCUGCCGUCCGCCCAGAUGAUGAUGGACAAGGCUGUAGUCGCAGGUAUCCAGCAGGCCCAUGCAGAGCAGUUGGCCAACAUGAGAAUUCAGGAUCAUAACGUCAGCCUGAAGCCUCUAAACUCUGUCAACAACCCAAUCCUCAGGAAGCGGAAACUUCUUGGCCCAAAGCCCAGUGAUGGUUUCUUCAUCCACGACCCAGAGAAUGGAGGGGAAGACUCCAACGUAGCGCUGGAAAAAUUACGAGACGUCAUUGCACAGUGUAUAUUACCACAAGCUGGAGAGAAUGAGGACGAGAAGCUGAAUGAGGUGAUGCACGACGCCUGGAGGUUCAACAGAGACUGUAAACAGCUGAGAGAAGGUCUGCAGGGGCUCAGCUGGGACGUAUUAAACUAA
Messenger RNA from Paralichthys olivaceus (Japanese flounder), 2593 nucleotides. The record is from RefSeq and is a predicted model, not a curated record. Lineage: Eukaryota; Metazoa; Chordata; Actinopteri; Pleuronectiformes; Paralichthyidae.